Messenger RNA from Hyaloscypha bicolor E, 1364 nucleotides. Its product is annotated as Clavaminate synthase-like protein. Bases 76 to 1281 code for a protein of 401 amino acids. The record is from RefSeq and is a predicted model, not a curated record. Gene Ontology annotation, molecular function: oxidoreductase activity. The transcript has 4 exons. NCBI's taxonomy places the organism in Eukaryota, Fungi, Ascomycota, Leotiomycetes, Helotiales, Hyaloscyphaceae.
CGUGUUACACGUCUUCACUCAUAAACAACUCAUGAUUAUAUGACCAUUGUUGUUUGAAAGUUUAUCAAGAGCGUCAUGGGAGCCACUCUCACUCAAACGCAACCAGACAUCUCCUACCAUCCCGACUUCGAGAAAUAUCAGAUACGCACUGAGCGGCUGAAAGCCGUCCGAGCACCCAACUCUGAUCUCCCGGCUGGGUUUCCAGAGCAAUUAACAGGGCCAUUGGUGUGGGAAAAGAAAGAUUUCUUGGACGAAAGAGAAUGGACAUUCUCAUUAAACGAGUCGCAUCUCGAAGAGAUCCAGAACGCCUUACAGCAUUUCAAGUCACUAAACAAGCUAAUUGGUUAUGUGUCCCAAACGACCUUCCCCCUGCCCACUCUCUCCCCCAUCCUCCGUCAGCAAGCACACGCUCUCUCCUCUGGCCGAGGUUUCUUUGUUCUACGAGGUCUCCCGGUCGAUAACUAUACCACUGAAGAAAGCAUCAUAAUUUACGCCGGCACCUCUUCUCACAUUGCUUCCAACCGGGGCCGGCAGGACAAUAAAAUCAUUGACGGACGCAAACAAUCCUCAAUGUUGAAUCACAUUAAAGAUCUGUCCAAGACGAAAGAAGCCGGAAAUAUCGGUGCUCCCGCUUAUACGACCGAUAAGCAGGUAUUUCAUACGGAUGCAGGAGAUAUUGUGAGUUUGUUUUGUUUGCAGACCGCGGAGAGGGGAGGCGAGAGUAAGCUGGCGAGUAGUUGGAGGGUUUAUAAUGAGUUGGCGAGGACGAGGCCGGAUUUGAUUAAGACUUUGGCUGAAGAUUGGGCUUUUGAUGGGUAUGGGAACAAGGAACAACCAUACACAGUCAGGCCUCUCCUUCACUACACGCCUGCGACAGAGAAGAAUCCGGAGAGGGUAGUGAUUCAGUACGCUCGUCGCGGCUUCACGGGGUUCCUGCAUCUGCCGAGAAGUUCAAAUAUCCCGCCGAUUACGGAAGCGCAAGCUGAAGCUCUUGAUGCAUUGCACUACCUUGCUGAAAAAUUCAGUGUUUCGCUCGAUUUUCAGAGGGGAGAUGUGCAGUAUAUAAAUAAUUUGAGUAUAUUUCACGCCAGAGAUGGAUUUGUUGAUGCUCCUGGGGGAGAGAGACACUUGCUGAGACUUUGGUUGAGGGAUCCGGAGCUUGCGUGGGAGACGCCAGCUGCGCUGAAAACUCGCUGGGAUGAGCUUUAUAAAAAUGUGACGGAGGAAGAACAAGUGUUUCCGCUUGAGCCGAGGAUUCGAGGUGGUGCCGGGAAAGCAUGAUUGUAUGAUUUGGAAGUGUUGAUAUUUCUAUUAUGAAUACUCUGGGUACCCUGUCCCAAGACUUAUCUAAAUCUAUUCUAUCC